Molecule: messenger RNA, 1197 nt
Organism: Eruca vesicaria subsp. sativa (arugula)
Lineage: Eukaryota; Viridiplantae; Streptophyta; Magnoliopsida; Brassicales; Brassicaceae
Source: the annotation of a GenBank genome assembly
ACACGCCCUCCUCCUCCUCCUCCCCUCUUCUCUCUAUCUUAUUUCAUUUUCGUUUCGUUUCCUACUAAAUUUCUCAAACCUUCUCUUUAAUAUUCUCUCGUAGUCUGACUCCUAUCGAAUCCUGAUCUCCCGACGAGUUACUGAAGAUAUAUUUAAAUUGGUGAAUUUGACUCUCCGAAUCUCCUACUUACCUAAAAGCAAGAAGAUGGGAUCCAAAACUCCUUCCACAUCCACUGAGGAAGCAACUAUAGAUGAAAGGUCUAGGAAAGGCAAAGUACCCAAAAGGAUUAACAAGGCUGUUAGGGAGAGGCUUAAGCGGGAGCAUUUAAAUGAGCUUUUCAUUGAAUUAGCUGAUACACUUGAAUUGAAUCAGCAGAACAGUGGGAAAGCCUCUAUACUCUGUGAAGCUACUAAGUUCUUGAAGGACGUGUUUGGUCAGAUUGAGUCCCUUAGAAAGGAGCAAACUACUCUCCUCUCUGAAUCUAACUACGUAACUACCGAGAAGAAUGAGCUCAAGGAAGAAACAUCAGUACUUGAGACAGAGAUCUCAAGACUACAAUCCGAGAUAGAAGCAAGACUGAAUCAGUCAAAACCCGACUUGAACAACUCUCCUGCGCCCGAGUACCAUCAUCAUCAACUUGCAUCUCAGUUUACAGGACUCCCCAUUUUCCAAGGCCCCGGCUUUCAACAAUCUUCUGCAACUCCUCCUGGUGCCACGGUUCUUGUCCUUCCAAUGCAUCCUGAUCUCCAGACACAACAAGAUACACAAGCGCCAGGGAUGAUGUAUAAUAAUAGCUCAAAUGUGAGUAAGCCAUGUCCAAGGUAUGCUAGCGCGGCUGACUCAUGGCCUUCUCUGCUACUUGGGGAGCGGCUGAAAGCUAGCGAAUGAGUCUUGGGCGGCCCCCACAAGGACGUGGGCGGGUUUAAUAACGGGAAACAGAGACGGGGCAACUUGCAAAGGACCCUUGUUUUUUUUUGUAUUUAAGCAUCGUCUAGUGUUCUUGUGGGUUUUGGCCUUAGCCAUAACUUGUUUUGUGUUGGUUUGUUUAUAGGAUCAGAAAGUUGUGGUCCUUAUGGUUCUGUGAGAAAAAUAACGAAAAUAAUUAGCUCCAAGCCUUGUUAGUUUCUUGUCUUAAGAGACAGAAAGACCACUAUAAUAAGUAAUAGAACAAAAAGAAUUAAAAACAGAGACUAUUU